UCCGGUGAAAAACCAUUUAAAAUAAAAUAAAAUUGAAAGGAGAUUGGAGGCAACAGGCAAUGUACCCGUCCUUCCUCCUCUUUUCUUCAUUGAAGCGGCUAAUCUGAAUUCUCCGUUGAAGCGAGUUGUGAGCCUUCGCUCCUCCAUUGAAGUGGCUUGUUAGCUUUACCUCAAUUGAAGCGUAGUUAUCUAAUUAAGGAUGGUUGUCAAGUUUGAUGUAGAUUUAAAUGAGCCGCUGGUUUUCCAGGUUGGCCAUCUUGGAGAAGCUUAUGAUGAAUGGGUUCAUCAGCCUAUUGUCAGCAAGGAGGGCCCUCGCUUUUUUGCAAAUGACAAUCUGGAGUUUUUAACUCGCACUAAGUGGUGGGUGAUUCCGCUGGUAUGGCUACCAGUCGUGUGCUGGCUUGUUUACGUAGCUAUGCAGAGGGGCCUUACCCCUGCUCAAGCAGCAGCAGCAGUAGUCUCUGGUAUCGUCCUUUGGUCACUGAUGGAGUAUAGUUUGCACAGAUUUCUGUUUCAUAUAAAAACACAAAGUUACUGGGCAAACACCAUGCAUUAUCUUCUUCAUGGUUGCCAUCACAAACACCCCAUGGAUGCUCUGCGGCUUGUGUUUCCUCCAGCAGCAACAGCAAUUCUUUGCAUACCAUUUUGGAGCCUAAUCAGACUUUUUUCUACUCCAUAUAUUGCACCUGCUUUAUUUGGUGGUGUUUUGCUGGGAUAUGUAAUGUAUGAUACUACUCAUUAUUAUCUGCACCAUGGACAGCCCAGCACAGGAGUUCCUAAAAAGCUUAAGAAAUACCACUUAAAUCAUCACUUCCGUUCUCAAACAAAGGGGUUUGGAAUCACGUCCUCCUUAUGGGAUCAUGUGUUUGGAACAUAUCCCCAACCGAAAGUUGUGCGCUGAUAAUCGUGUUCUAACAUUUGUGGUGAUGUAGAGAUUUUUUUGUAAAGACUGAGGAAUGACGGAGAUUAAUUUCCAUCUAGAAGCCUGCCGUGAAGAGUUUUUUACUGCCCAUUUACAUGUUCUUAAUCUUUGCAAUACUUAAUGAUUUAAUGAUUUGGAUGCCUGUUAUCUGUAAAGUAGUAAGCAUUAUAUAUUCUCAUCUAUUAAUAUUUUUCUUUAAAAGAUAAUUUCAAAAAUUAAA
Messenger RNA from Chenopodium quinoa (quinoa), 1142 nucleotides. Its product is annotated as dihydroceramide fatty acyl 2-hydroxylase FAH2-like. Gene Ontology annotation, biological process: fatty acid metabolic process; lipid biosynthetic process. Lineage: Eukaryota; Viridiplantae; Streptophyta; Magnoliopsida; Caryophyllales; Amaranthaceae. Bases 200 to 901 code for a protein of 233 amino acids. Gene Ontology annotation, molecular function: fatty acid 2-hydroxylase activity; iron ion binding. The transcript has 7 exons. The record is from RefSeq and is a predicted model, not a curated record. Gene Ontology annotation, cellular component: endoplasmic reticulum; membrane.